AAGCCAGCCAAGGACAACCCCAAGGAGGCACGGAGACUACUAUUUCGCCGUGAGGGAGACAAGGCUGCCCCAAGAUCAGAGAAAGAGACGUCAUUCUGGCUACCAACCGAGCAUUAGCAAAUGAAGGCUUCCAAGCGUUCAUCUAGGUGAUGGAUGCAGGAUAUACCAACACCAGAGCGGUCACGAUUCUCCUGGAGAAAGACACCCUGGGCUCUAUGCUACUAUCCGACUAUAAAGAGACAUUGCUACUAGAACAAUGGUAUCGUGUUAAGGUCCAUGGGGUCCCAAUCAGACGUUACCUUAUCUGUGGCCUGGCUCUGGCUCGCAAGGAGAUAGAACUGGGCACUGGAUACCAGCUGAAGAGGAAUCCAACAUGGCUCUGGAUUUCAAAGGAAUUGCAUAACAGCAACCAGAAGAGUUCUACUAUCGUUAUUACAGUUGGGUCACUAGAGGAGGUCCGGAGGCUCCUCAUCAAUGGUAUUCGAUUUGAGGAUCCAGGUAAAGGAUAGAACAGUACUGGGAAACACGAGUGGACACAGUCUGCCCUUGGUGCUGCCAGCUAGGUCAUCGCAGCUUCAACGCCUGUGGGAACCGGCCACCAUGCUGUUUUAUAUACGCGGGGCCCUAUGAAGGCACUGAACA
Molecule: messenger RNA, 642 nt
Organism: Aspergillus ruber CBS 135680
Lineage: Eukaryota; Fungi; Ascomycota; Eurotiomycetes; Eurotiales; Aspergillaceae
Exons: 2
Coding region: 150-509 (119 amino acids)
Source: RefSeq, a predicted model, not a curated record